Messenger RNA from Volvox carteri f. nagariensis, 756 nucleotides. It is a transcript of the gene mrpS9, whose product is annotated as mitochondrial ribosomal protein S9. The record is from RefSeq and is a predicted model, not a curated record. Gene Ontology annotation, biological process: translation. Gene Ontology annotation, cellular component: mitochondrial small ribosomal subunit; ribosome. Gene Ontology annotation, molecular function: structural constituent of ribosome; RNA binding. Lineage: Eukaryota; Viridiplantae; Chlorophyta; Chlorophyceae; Chlamydomonadales; Volvocaceae. The transcript has a single exon. The coding region runs from base 1 to 756 and encodes 251 amino acids.
AUGCUGGACGACCCCCACCAGAGCGUCGCUGUGACCCGUUGCCCCAGUCCCGCGCACGCCGCAGCUUACUGCGCAGCACUGGAAGAGCUAACCCUGGCCAGGGAUGCGGCUGCCCACGACUUUGCACGGGUGCAGCGGGGCGAGGCUUCCCCAUGGGCCCACUACGCCCAGCAUUUCCUUGAGCCGUACCAACACACACCCCGUCUGGAGCCACUGGAGGUCAUCUUUUCGAAACCCGACCCGGCAGAUCUCGUAAGGCAGUUGUAUAGCCCCGCGACGACGACGGCAACGGUGUCUAAUGCGCCAGCUGCGUCGGUCAGCGCCACAGCUGAUUCCGGGCGCCGUCAGCCGCGCAUAGGGCCCCACAUAGACGUAGACGGCGUGACCCACACCGCCGGCAAGCGCAAGACCAGCUCCGCCACGCUAGAUCUAGUUCCAGGAUCCGGUCAAAUGACCGUCAACGGCUUGCCGAUCGCGUCGUACUUUCGUGACCCGGGCUUCCGACAGCACGCGCUGCAGCCGCUGGUGCUGACAGGCUCCGAAGCCAAAUACGACAUUGCCGUGCGCGUCCGCGGUGGCGGCCUUUCGGGCCAGGCGCAGGCUGUCCGCACCGCGGUGGCGCGCGCUCUGUGCGUGCAGCAACCCUCCCUUGCGUCUCAGCUGGAAGAGUACACACGAUGGGACGGCCGUCUGGUGGAGCGAAAGAAACCAGGCCGCGCCAAGGCACGCCGUGGCUUUACCUGGGUCAAGCGUUGA